Spea bombifrons (plains spadefoot toad) is the source of this 5376-nucleotide messenger RNA. It is a transcript of the gene GAPVD1, whose product is annotated as GTPase activating protein and VPS9 domains 1. Gene Ontology annotation, cellular component: cytosol; endocytic vesicle. The transcript is spliced from 27 exons. The coding region runs from base 109 to 4581 and encodes 1490 amino acids. Lineage: Eukaryota; Metazoa; Chordata; Amphibia; Anura; Pelobatidae. The record is from RefSeq and is a predicted model, not a curated record. Gene Ontology annotation, biological process: regulation of GTPase activity; vesicle-mediated transport. Gene Ontology annotation, molecular function: small GTPase binding; guanyl-nucleotide exchange factor activity.
CGGACCUUAGUUUCUGGGAGGCUGCGGCUGACAAGGAUUCCGGCAGCACCGGAGGGCGGAGACCGUGCCGUAGAGAACCGUGUCUGGCGGCUCUCCUUGUGUCUCAAGAUGGUGAAGCCGGAUAUCCACACGCUUGCGCACCAUCUCAAGCAGGAACGCCUCUACGUGAAUUCAGAGAAGCAGCUCCUCCAGAAAUUGAACGCUGAUGUGUUGAAAACAGCAGAGAAACUCUACCGAACCUCAUGGAUAUCCAAGCAGCAAAGAAUAAAUUUGGACAGGCUCAUCCUAACAAGUGCGGAAGCAUCUCCGGCCGAGUGCUGCCAGCAUGCCAAGGUUCUGGAGGACACGCAGUUUGUGGAUGGCUACAAGCAGCUGGGCUUCCAGGAGACCUCAUACGGGGAGUUCCUUAAUCGUCUGCGGGAAAACCCCCGGCUUAUUGCAUCUUGUCUUGUAGCAGGAGAGAAAGUCAACCAGGAAAAUGCCCAAAGUGUCAUCCUUACUGUCUUCACCUCUCUGUAUGGGAACUGUAUCAUGCAGGAGGAUGAGAGUUACUUACUGCAGGUUCUCCGUUAUCUCAUUGAGUUUGAACUGAAGGAGAGUGAUAACCCACGAAGGUUGCUCCGCAAAGGGACUUGUGCAUUUAGCAUCCUCUUUAAACUAUUUUCUGAGGGACUCUUUUCUGCAAAGCUCUUUCUCACUGCAACCUUACAUGAACCCAUCAUGCAAUUAUUAGUAGAGGAUGAGGAUCACCUAGAAACUGACCCAAGUAAGGUAACUGAGCGCUUUUCUCCAGCUCAGCAGGAGAAGCUGUUUGGGGAGAAGGGUAGUGAUCGUUUCAAACGGAAGGUGCAGGAGAUGGUGGAAUCUAACGAAGCCAAGCUGGUGACACUGGUGAACAAAUUCAUAGGAUACCUAAAGCAGAACACAUAUUGCUUCCCUCACAGCCUGCGCUGGAUUGUUUCCCAAAUGUUCAAGACUUUGUCGUGUGUUGAGGGUCUACAGGUUGGCGAGGUGAGGUCCAUGUGCACUGACCUUCUACUGGCCUGUUUAAUUUGCCCAGCAAUUGUCAAUCCGGAGCAGUAUGGGAUUAUCUCGGAUGCCCCCAUAAAUGAAGUGGCACGCUUCAAUCUCAUGCAGGUUGGCCGUCUCUUGCAGCAGUUGGCACUGAUGGGAUUUGAAGAAGUGGAUUCCCGAAACAAGAGCAACCUCAGUAAAUUUGAUAAAAGCUGUGUCGCUGCUUUCCUGGAUGUGGUAAUUGGGGGUCGUGCUGUUGAAACCCCUCCUAUGUCGUCUGUAAACCUUUUAGAAGGAUUGAGUCGCACCGUUGUCUAUAUGACCUACAGCCAACUCUCUAAUCUGCUGGGUUUCUUGCGCGGCAUCGUAUCCAGUGACCAGUUACGUGAGGAGGACAAGAUGGCGCUGGAAAACCUCUUGGCCACGGUUCCUCAGGCUAAGCCAGGGAAGAGUAGUAACCAUGACAACACCCCCUACAGCACUCCACAGCUCUCCCCCGCUACGACGCCCGCCUGUAGGAAGAACAGGCUGCCUAUAGGGCAGCAGCUGGUGGCCAUGACACUUUGGGACACGUCCGCCUCGAAUAUCACCACCCACAUAAACCUCGUGACCCCGUUUGUUACUCGCAGCAGGAGUAAAACCAGUCUGAUGGAAGCAGAGCAUGAAGGAUCCCCACAAGAGGUCACCCCGCAAGGACAGCCUGAGGAGGUUCUGGUCAUCUCCCUGGGCACAGGUCCACAGUUGACGCCGGGCAUGAUGUCCGAGAAUGAGGUUCUGAAUAUGCAGUUGGUGGAUGGUGGCCAGACGGAUGUACCGGUUGAUGACACCAAGCUUCAUGGGAAGCCGGACAAGACCCUGCGUUUCUCCCUUUGCAGUGAUAAUCUAGAAGGCAUUUCAGAAGAAGAGGAAAAUCCGUGUUCAACAGGUCCCUCAAACCGCUCCAACUCGGUUUCGUCUCUGGAUCUGGAAGGGGAGUCCGUUUCUGAGCUGGGAGCUGGACCAUCGGGCAGCAACGGAGUGGAGGCUUUGCAGCUGUUGGAGCACGAACAAGCUACCACGCAAGACAACCUCGAUGACAAGCUGCGCAAGUUUGAAAUCCGUGACAUGAUGGGGUUGACCGAAGACCGGGAUAUCUCCGAGACCGUUAGCGAGACGUGGAGCACAGAUGUACUUGGCAGUGACUUUGACCCAAACAUUGAUGAAGACAGACUGCAGGAAAUUGCAGGUGCGGCAGCAGAGAAUAUGUUGGGUAGCCUGCUUUGCCUCCCUGGGUCUGGUUCUUUGCUGCUUGACCCCUGCACAGGGUCCACCAUCUCCGAGACCACCAGCGAGGCAUGGAGCGUGGAGGUUCUCCCUAGCGAUUCGGAAGCACCGGAUUUGAAACAGGAAGAGCGGCUACAGGAGUUGGAGAGCUGUUCUGGGUUGGGGAGCACAUCUGAUGACACAGAGGUGAGAGAGGUCAGCUCCAGGCCUAGCACCCCAGGGCUCAGCGUUGUGUCAGGCAUUAGUGCAACUUCAGAAGACAUUCCUAAUAAGAUCGAGGACCUGCGUUCUGAGUGCAGCUCAGAUUUUGGGGGAAAAGAUUCAGUAACGAGCCCUGAGGGAGAAGACUCUGUCCACGGAGCUCAUCAUAUCACAUCCCCUCCUACCCAGACAGAGUCUUUGUUGGCCAUGUUUGACCCCCUGGCUCCGGCACCCGGAGAAGUCGUUCGUCCCAAGUUGCAUUAUGCUAGACCUUCUCAUCCACCCCCUGACCCUCCAAUCAUGGAAGGUGCCGCAGGUGGAAACGAAGCCCGGUUGCCCACAUUCGCCUCUCAUAUCUUCGUUGCUACUGACUCGGAAGCCUACAGACAAAGGCAUUCGUGCCCGGAGAGGCUAGUGCGCAGCCGUAGUUCUGAUAUUGCAGCCUCCAUGAGGAGACCCAUGAGCGACCCUGGCUGGGUCCGGCGAGGUGCGAACGAAGAGAGAGAAUUGCCUCCGUGUCACCCUGUCUUAGGAUCAUCUGCGGUGAUUAAUGCUUCACAGUCUUCAUCCUCCUCGCCAAGCAAAGACUCCUCCAGGGGAGAGCCAGACGAAAGGAAAGACAGUGAUGAUGAGCGAUCAGACCGCAACAGACCGUGGUGGAAGAAACGGUUUGCGUCCGCAAUGCCAAAAGCUCCAAUUCCAUUUAGAAAGAAGGAGAAACAGGACAAAGAGAAGGAGGACCUGGGGAUCGAUAGAUUUUCCAUUUCAGAUGAUGCAUCGUCAAGACUUGGUUCCCAUGCUCAGGCAGCCGAGGACAUUCUGGAUAAGUACAGGAAUGCCAUGAAGAGAACAAGCCCCAACGAUGGAGCCGCUGUGUCCUAUGAGGGAGGAGAUGUGGUUGAUGGUGAAAGCCUCCAUGAUUCUCCGCGGGAUGAUGCGCUACAGAACAUGACAUCAGAUGACCUCCCGGAUUCUGCUAGCCAAGCUGCUCAUCGUCAGGAAUCUGCCUUCUCCUAUAGAGAUGCAAAGAAGAAGCUGCGCAUGGCUCUGUGCUCUGCAGAUUCUGUGGCUUUCCCAGUGCUUUCCCACUCCACUCGAAAUGGCCUACCAGACCAUAAUGACCCUGAUGACAAUGAAAUUGUGUGCUUCCUAAAAGUCCAACUGGCAGAGGCUAUAAACCUUCAAGACAAGAACCUGAUGGCUCAGUUACAGGAGACCAUGCGCUGCGUGAGCCGCUUUGACAGCCGCACCUGCAGCAAGAUCUUGGCAUCGAUUGCAGAAGAUUACAGGAAGAGAGCUUCAUACAUUGCGUACUUGACAAGAUCCCGUCAAGGGCUGCAGGGCACCCAGGCCCACCUCGAACGUAUGUUGCAGAGAGUUCUACGAGACAAGGAGGUCUCCACAAGAUAUUUCACAACUGUCUGUGUCCGGCUUCUGCUGGAGAGUAAGGAAAAAGAAAUCCAGGAUUUCAUUCAAGAUUUCCAAAAGUUGACAGCGGCUGAUGAUAAGACGGCGCAGGUGGAAGAGUUUCUGCAGUCGCUAUAUGGAGCAAUGGCGCAAGAUGUGAUUUGGCAAAAUGCCAGCGAAGAACAACUACAAGAUGCUCAAAUAGCCAUUGAACGCAGUGUCAUGAACCGCAUAUUCAAGCUGGCCUUUUACCCCAAUCAGGAUGCAGAUAUAUUGCGUGACCAGGUGCUGCAUGAACAUAUCCAAAGAUUGUCUAAAGUUGUGACGGCCAACCACAGAGCCUUGCAGAUUCCAGAGGUAUAUUUAAGGGAAGCUCCGUGGCCAUCUGCUCAGGCUGAAAUCCGCACCAUCAGUGCUUACAAGACCCCCCGGGACAAGGUGCAGUGCAUUCUGCGAAUGUGCUCCACAAUCAUGAACCUUCUGAGUCUCGCCAAUGAAUACUCUGUUCCCGGAGCGGAUGAUUUUGUGCCUGUGCUGGUGUUUGUCCUUAUUAAGGCCAACCCGUCAUGCCUCCUAUCAACUGUGCAAUACAUCAACAACUUUUAUGCUAACAGGCUAAGCGGAGAAGAGUCCUACUGGUGGAUGCAGUUCACUGCUGCUGUCGAGUUUAUAAAAACCAUUGAUGACCGAAAGUGAAGCUCAUCAGCCACAUCUUGAACCCGAUUAGCAAUGGUCUGUUUCAUGCACUUCUCAGUGUCUGUCUCAAAGACCCUCUCUUGUAAUAUAACUGUACAGAAAUAGCGAGGGUGGUUUAACUUUUUGGCUGAUGGGGUGGGGGGGUCCUUCUGUGUAUUAACAGCGAUACAUUUUAGGCUUCAUUAGCUUGAAAAGGGUUAAACUUCUCCGUUAAUUUUGCUGUUGUUUGAAAAUCUUUAUUUCCUUUUUUUUUUUUUUUUUUUUUCUUUUCCUCUAGUACCGAACCAACCUAAAACUUUAAUUCCCUUUCUAUUCUACAAUGCUGCAUCAUUUUAAAUGAAACCUUUACUAAAUGGGAAAACUACAUUUAUUUUGCAGGUGUGGAAUUUGUGUUUUUUUGGGGGGGUUUGUGUGGAAUAUUCAAUGCAUUAACAGGGACCACAUUUUUUUGACAAAAGAUUCACAUAGUUACAUUUUAAUGAAAAUAAAUUAGUUGACUAGGUUGUAGGGAUUCGUUACAAUAUCCUACAGGGACACUAACCUCUUAGUAAAGUAAAACUUCCUUACGUUACACAUCUCCUUUUGAGGAAAAGUGCUAGAAAAAAAAAAUAAAUAAAAAGAAACCCAUUCUCUAACACACCCCUACCUAGGACAUGUGAAUACCUAUGCACUUGCAUCAUGAUGUUCUUUUGGAAUAGUAGACAACCAAAUUUUAUGUUCUCCCCUUGUUGAUCGUUCCAAAUAACGAAAUAUUAUAUUUAACCAUUUCUACCUAAUGGAAGGACCCAGACUUUG